UCCGACGGCUUGUCUCAGAUAUCUGUCUUGAUCUGACCCCAAGAGUUCUUGUCGCAGACUCAGGACAGCAAAAUUCAAUCUGAGAAUCGCAUCGAAAAAUUCCCAACAAUAUCUCACAAGGUAUCAAAAUGUCGACUUCCGGAAGUCCUUUCCUUUCAAAGGAGUACAUUAAUGGUGUUUAUAUUCCAUCUGGUCUCCUACUUGUUGGAACCUUCAUUGUCAAGCAAGAUUGGCUUCCAUUUGCUGUGAUUGUUGCACUGGCUUUGGGAGCGAUCAAGAUCUUCAGCGGCGGAGCUAAGCCAGUCCUAAAACCUGAUGUCUUCCAAGACUUCGAACUGAGCGAGAAAACAAUUAUCUCGCACAAUGUAGCAAUCUACCGAUUCAAACUCCCUUCUACAACCUCAAUUCUCGGUCUGCCAAUUGGCCAGCACAUUUCUAUUGCUGCCACCCUCCCUCAGCCAGAUGGCGCCUCCAAAGAGAUUGUCAGAUCAUAUACCCCCGUCUCUGGUGACCACCAGCCAGGCUUCUUCGACCUCCUCAUCAAAUCCUAUCCUACCGGAAAUAUCUCGAAACAUAUGGCAUCUCUGGUUGUUGGACAGACAAUCAAGGUUAGAGGACCAAAGGGAGCUAUGGUUUAUACACCCAAUAUGGUUCGUGCUUUUGGCAUGAUUGCUGGAGGAACUGGAAUUACACCCAUGUUGCAAAUCAUUCGCGCUGUUAUUCGAGGACGCCCCACUGGCGACAAGACGCAAAUCGACCUCAUAUUUGCCAACGUCAAUCAGGAGGAUAUUCUGUUGAAGGAGGAUUUGGACACACUGGCGAAAGAAGACCCUGGAUUCAGGGUACACUAUGUGCUUAACAAUCCACCUGAGAAGUGGGAGGGUGGUGUUGGAUUUGUUACUCCAGAAAUGAUCUCGAAAUGGCUUCCAAAGCCAGCCUCCGAUGUCAAGCUCCUUCUCUGCGGUCCUCCACCCAUGAUAUCUGCCAUGAAGAAGGCCUCCGAGGGUCUUGGUUUCACCAAGGCUAGACCAGUAAGCAAGUUGGAAGAUCAGGUCUUCGCUUUCUAGACUAGAUGUUACGUUACCGGUAUGAGGGAUGGAAGGAGCGCGGUUAUACAAAAGUAAAAAUAAUACAUAAAUCUCUAGCUAUGCUCUGGCAAGUGCUUCGAACCCCAAAGCCUUCGAUUGGAAACACGUCCAAUGGCCGAAUCUUCCCAUUGUUUGCCAUGUGGUUCUAGGGUUGGAUUUGUAGCGCAAAGGCCCAUAGAGAAGUGCAAAAGCCACUCAAUGGAAGUAUCUUUCUUCCUGCCAACAUCUACUUUGCUUGAGCUUCAUUUGUAUAACCUCAUUUGGAGAAUUGUCAAGCACCAAUAAAGAAAUUUGAUGCUCCUUGCAAGCGAUUCACAAUUGACUCUUCAGGGAAACACGUGCUGCAAAUUGUAUGAUUUUCAUUGGGUUACUUCCACAGGCUGUGAUAGUCAGGAUAACUUCAA
Mollisia scopiformis is the source of this 1492-nucleotide messenger RNA. Its product is annotated as ferredoxin reductase-like protein. The coding region runs from base 129 to 1067 and encodes 312 amino acids. The record is from RefSeq and is a predicted model, not a curated record. Gene Ontology annotation, cellular component: endoplasmic reticulum. The transcript has 4 exons. Gene Ontology annotation, molecular function: oxidoreductase activity. Lineage: Eukaryota; Fungi; Ascomycota; Leotiomycetes; Helotiales; Mollisiaceae.